UAAUAAUCAUCACUAACUCGUGGAGUUUUCAAACCAAAGACAAAAAAAUCACUAAAUCAUAAGUCAAUAAGUCAUAACCUUUAAACCCAUUCUUCUUCUUUUUAUUGGUCUUCUGAUUUUGUUUUCAAAGACAACAUUUUUUGUUUAUUUAAAAAAGUCAGAUUUUUUCAUUGUGGAUGCUUACAUGGGGAUGCUACAUAGAUGAAGAAACAAUGGCUGCCGGAGAAAACAGAACGGUGCCGGAAAAUCUAAAGAAACAGCUUGCAGUUUCAGUUCGAAACAUUCAAUGGAGUUACGGAAUCUUCUGGUCUGUCUCUGCUUCUCAACCAGGAGUGUUGGAGUGGGGAGAUGGAUAUUACAAUGGAGACAUUAAGACAAGGAAGACGAUUCAAGCUGCUGAAGUCAAAGCCGACAAGUUAGGUCUUGAGAGAAGCGAACAGCUUAGAGAGCUUUACGAGUCUCUCUCCGUUGCUGAAUCCUCAGCCUCUGGUGGCUCUCAGGUCACUAGACGAGCUUCCGCCGCCGCUCUCUCCCCUGAGGAUCUCACCGACACCGAGUGGUACUACUUAGUCUGCAUGUCUUUCGUCUUCAACAUCGGUGAAGGAAUACCCGGAGGAGCAUUAUCGAACGGGGAACCAAUAUGGCUUUGUAACGCUCAUACCGCCGAUAACAAAGUCUUCACUCGCUCUCUUCUCGCUAAAAGUGCUUCGCUUCAAACAGUGGUUUGCUUCCCGUUUCUUGGAGGAGUCCUUGAGAUCGGCACAACCGAACAUAUUACAGAGGACUUAAACGUGAUACAAUGCGUGAAGACCCUGUUCCUUGAAGCUCCUCCUUUUGCUACAAUAUCAACGAGAUCCGAUUUUCAAGAAAUUUUCGAUCCUUUAUGCGACGAUAAAUACAUUCCGGUGUUCGGAAAUGAAACUUUUCCUACGACUUCUACGAGUGGUUUUGAGCAAGAACCAGAGGAUCAUGACUCGUUCAUCAAUGGUGGUGGUGCGUCUCAGGUACAAAGCUGGCAGUUUGUGGGGGAAGAACUCAGUAACUGCGUUCACCAAUCGCUUAAUUCUAGCGAUUGCGUUUCUCAAACAUUUGUUGGGACAACAAGAAGAGUUGCUUGUGAUCCAAGAAAGAGUAAGGUUCAACGGUUAGGUCAAAUUCAAGAACAGAGUAACCACGUAAAUAUGGACGAUGAUGUUCAUUACCAAAGCGUGAUCUCUACCAUUUUCAAAACGACGCAUCAGCUAAUUCUUGGACCGCAGUUUCAGAACUUUGAUAAGCGGUCAAGCUUCACGCGGUGGAAGCGGUCAUCAUCUGCAGAAACGUUGGGAGAGAAAUCGCAGAAGAUGUUAAAGAAGAUUAUAUUCGAGGUUCCUCUGAUGAAUCAAAAGGCUUUGUUGUUACCAGACACACCCGAAGAUAGCGAGUUUAAGGUCGGAGAUGAAACCGCGAACCAUGCAUUCUCGGAGAGGAAACGCCGAGAGAAAUUGAAUGAUCGGUUUAUGACGUUGAGAUCAAUCAUUCCUUCGAUCAGUAAGAUUGAUAAAGUCUCAAUUCUUGAUGAUACGAUUGAGUAUCUUCAAGAACUUCAAAGACGGGUUCAAGAAUUGGAAUCUUGCAGAGAAUCUACCAAUACAGAAAUUCGAAUUGCUAUGAAGAGGAAGAAACCGGAGGAUGAAGAUGAAAGAGCCUCGGCGAAUUGUAUGAACAGCAAGAGGAAGGAGAGUGAUGUGAAUGUAGGAGAAGAUGAACCGGCUGAUACCGGUUAUGCUGGUCUAACCGAUAACUUAAGAAUCGGUUCGUUCGGUAAUGAGGUGGUUAUUGAGCUUAGAUGUGCUUGGAGAGAAGGGAUAUUGCUUGAGAUUAUGGAUGUGAUUAGUGAUCUCAACUUGGAUUCUCACUCGGUGCAGUCAUCAACCGGAGAUGGUUUACUCUGCUUAACCGUUAAUUGCAAGCAUAAAGGGACAAAGAUAGCUACAACAGGAAUGAUCCAAGAAGCACUUCAAAGGGUUGCAUGGAUAUGUUAAGGUCUCACGGUUUAGAUUGAUAGAAUUAGCUUUUUAUCCGGUUUGGUGUUCUGAUCUUCGGCAAUUAGUGAUCCUAACCUCAUUUUUGUGAUUUUAAAAUUUUGGAAGGUCCUUUGGAACUAUUAUGAGAUUGAAUUCCUUUUAGUUCAUAAAAC
Messenger RNA from Eutrema salsugineum, 2179 nucleotides. Its product is annotated as transcription factor EGL1. NCBI's taxonomy places the organism in Eukaryota, Viridiplantae, Streptophyta, Magnoliopsida, Brassicales, Brassicaceae. The record is from RefSeq and is a predicted model, not a curated record. Gene Ontology annotation, molecular function: protein dimerization activity. The transcript is spliced from 7 exons. Bases 177 to 2024 code for a protein of 615 amino acids.